Messenger RNA from Gastrolobium bilobum, 1733 nucleotides. RefSeq names its product protein neprosin-like. Bases 120 to 1508 code for a protein of 462 amino acids. The transcript is spliced from 7 exons. NCBI's taxonomy places the organism in Eukaryota, Viridiplantae, Streptophyta, Magnoliopsida, Fabales, Fabaceae. The record is from RefSeq and is a predicted model, not a curated record.
UUGCACUACACUCUAGAGAGAGAGAGAGAGAGAGGAAAAGGACGUUGUUCUGGGCUUCUAAGGCUUUGAAAAUGGUGAAUGAGUAAUUAAAGUUUCUCAGAAAACUUGUCAUAUGUGGAAUGGAUAUGGCAGUAGAUGUGUUUCCUAGGACAAAAUCAAAAUCUAGGAAUAGAAAAUUUUGUUUUGUUGAUGGAAGAAGACAACACAAAUGUGAACAAACACAAACAAGGAAACAACAAAGUUUCUCAAACAUGGAUUUUAGAUGGUGUUUGAGCACCCCAAUCAUUUCCCUCCUUGUACAUUUUCUUCUCGUUGCUUCUUCUGUUUGUCCUGUUUAUUCUUCACAAAUGGGUACCCACCAAAUUUCCAAUCAGACUUUUCGACCAGAGGAAGAGUUUCACAAGUUGAAGACCAUAAGAAUUCGCCUUCAACAGAUCAACAAACCCGCUCUUAAGACAAUUCAGAGUCCUGAUGGUGAUAUACUAGACUGUGUUGUGUCUCAUAAGCAACCAGCUUUUGAUCAUCCUCUAUUGAAAGGACAGAAACCGAUGGAUCCUCCAGAAAGACCCAGAGGCCACAAGGAAAUGGGUGAUUUCAGUGAGAACUUUCAGUUGUGGAGCUUAUCUGGUGAAUCAUGCCCCGAAGGAACAAUUCCAAUUAGAAGAACAACAAAACAAGACAUGUUAAGAGCUAGCUCUAUUAGCAGUUUUGGAAGAAAAAUAAUAAGACGUGUUAGAAGGGACACAAGCGGCGAUGGACAUGAGCAUGCAGUUGGGUAUGUGACAGGGGAUCAAUACUAUGGAGCAAAGGCUAGCAUAAACGUGUGGGCACCCCUUGUGGAAAAUCAAUAUGAAUUCAGUUUGUCACAAAUGUGGGUCAUUUCUGGUUCAUUUGGGGAUGAUCUCAACACCAUUGAAGCUGGUUGGCAGGUCAGCCCGGAGCUCUAUGGGGACAGCUACCCUAGAUUCUUUACUUAUUGGACAACUGAUGCAUAUCAAGCAACUGGGUGCUACAAUUUACUUUGCUCAGGGUUUGUUCAAACUAACAGCAAAAUUGCAAUUGGAGCUGCAAUCUCUCCAACUUCUUCGUAUAAUGGUGGACAAUUUGAUAUUAGCUUACUCAUUUGGAAGGAUCCAAAGCAUGGGAAUUGGUGGCUUGAAUUUGGAUCCGGGGUCCUAGUUGGGUACUGGCCAUCCUUCUUGUUCACUCACUUAGGGGAUCAUGCAAGUAUGGUUCAAUUUGGUGGAGAAAUAGUGAAUUCAAUGUCAUCAGGUUCUCACACUUCAACCCAAAUGGGUAGUGGACAUUUUGCAGGGGAGGGUUUUGCAAAAGCUUCAUACUUUAGGAAUUUGCAAGUUGUGGAUUGGGAUAACAACUUGAUUCCCUUGUCGAAUCUCAGGGUCCUAGCAGACCACCCAAAUUGUUAUGACAUACAAGGAGGGGUUAAUAAUGCAUGGGGAAAUUACUUUUACUAUGGUGGACCUGGCAAGAAUGUGAAGUGUCCCUAAGGGAAUGAAUGAUAUAGACUUAUAGUCGAUAGAGGUGAACCUUUCUUUUUUCUUUUUUCUUUUUGCCAUUUCUGGGUUUGGGUGAUAUGGGUUUUUCUCUCUAGCUCUCAGCGAACUUAGGUCAUUUAUUCUUAUAUUUAAAUUAAAGUUCUUAUUUGUUGAUAUUUCUUUUUCCUUUUUAUUUUUAUACUAACAGAUCAUCCAUUGGUCGUACCAUUACAACUU